UCAUAGCUACCAUGAUAUCAUGUAGAACAGACGUGGAGACAACCAAAAAAAAAAAAAAAAAUUUUUAUCUCCAACGAAUCAAACGUCAACGACUUAACCAAUAGGUUUAACUAGGUCAAGGUCAUUUAUGACGACAGAGAAGUAAAUAUUGUCUACGGCCUAGAAAACGUGUUUCGUGAUAAAGCAGCGAAAAAUACACAGGAAGACAACGAGAUCCCGUAGGAAUUGUACCCCUGAACAGAGUGUGUGUUUAAUACUUCAUAAAAUUGAACUGCCGCGGCUCCGAAAUAAAGGAAAUCAAAACUUUUCAUGAUGGAAAUUUCCGAUUGCGAGAGAAAUAAGACGGAGUUGUACGACGACCCCAAGACAAUUAUCCCACCCCGAAAUCUGGACGAAUUAAUUCAAGAACUGCAUAAAGUGUUUGCAAGCGACCAUGUCAAUGUGGAGUAUGUUUCUCAGUUGAUGGCAGCGUACCGUAGCAAUCCGAAAGAUUGGAAAAAAUUCGCCAUCUUCGAUCUGCACAGAUACACAAGAAACUUGGUGGAUGCUGGUAACGGCAAGUUUAAUCUGAUGGUGCUGUGCUGGAACACGUCCCAGGGCUCCGCGAUUCACGAUCACGCGAACGCUCACUGCUUUAUGAAGGUCUUGGAUGGACACGCACAGGAGGAGUUAUUUGAUUGGCCGGCGGGGAGCGAAGAAAUGCACACAAUGACAUCGAAAGGCAAAAAUUUAUACAAAAAGCAGGAAGUAGCUUAUAUAAGUGAUGAGAUUGGGCUACACAGAGUGGAAAAUCCCAGUCACUCCGACACCGCCGUCACGCUUCAUUUAUAUUCUCCACCCUUCAGCGAAUGUCAGAGCUUCGACGAGAGGACUGGAAAUGCAAACAAAGUGCAGGUGACAUUCUGGAGUCAGUACGGCAAACGGACGCCUUGUGCCAAGUUACCUAGUUCCUGUGUUCCUGAGAAUAAUUAGACCUCAGCGCAGCGAAGAGUUCCUCAAGAGAAAUAACUCUUGUUUUCCACAUCAAUGUUGCAAAGUUAACUAACAUUCCUGGAUUUAUUCUCAUUGAAGAUUAUUAACGAGUUAGUCUAGUUGAUUAGACUUUAAUUAUUGGAUUUUUAUGUUUUGGACAUUUUUUUUUGUACUUUGAAAUCAUUUUUUUUUUUUACGAUUGAAUAUCUAACAAUUUGAUAUCACAACGUUCAGCCCCAGACAAGUUGAUGUGUUUUAAGUAUAUUGUGUAAGAGUUGAAUGUCAUUGAUGAAUUGAUAUGUGUUAAGUAUAUUGUGUAAGAGUUGAAUGUCAUUGAUAAAUUGAUAUGUGUAAAGUAUUUGUGGAAGAGUUGUGUGUCAUUGAUAAAUUGAUAUGUGUUAAGUAUAUUGUGUAACAUAUGAAUGUGUGUUAAGUAUAUUGUGUAACAUAUGAAUGUGUGUUAAGUAUAUUGUGUAACAUAUGAAUGUGUGUUAAGUAUAUUGUGUAACAUAUAAAUGUGUGUUAAGUAUAUUGUGUAAGAGUUGAAUGUCAUUGAUGAAUUGAUAUGUGUUAAGUAUAUUGUGUAAGAGUUGAAUGUCAUUGAUAAAUUGAUAUGUGUAAAGUAUUUGUGGAAGAGUUGUGUGUCAUUGAUAAAUUGAUAUGUGUUAAGUAUAUUGUGUAACAUAUGAAUGUUUGUUAAGUAUAUUGUGUAACAUAUGAAUGUUUGUUAAGUAUAUUGUGAUAACAUAUGAAUGCCACUGAACUUCAUCUUUCUCUCUUUAUGAAUGCACAUUCACAGCUAUUUCUGUAAAACGCUGUACAUAUGACAAUCUUUAUUGGAAACCUGCAGAUUCAAGGGCCAGGUCCUCUAAUAAUUGAGAAGAGCAGUGAUCUAUUUUUUUAUGUGGAAAUUUUUUGGUAUAUGUAUUGUAUGUGUGUGUGUGUGUGUGUGUGUGUGUGUGUGUGUGUGUGUGUUGAUUUUAAGUAUGUAUAGCAUGUAUGUAUAUAUGUGUUGGUAUUUUAAUCCCUUUUGGGGCAUGAAUAUAGUAUUACCAAUGUAGGCAACAGAAGCCCUGAAAGUUUGCCCUGCCUCUUAAUAUUAUUAAUGUAGGUGACAGAAGCCCUGAAAGUUUGCCCUGCCUCUUAAUAUUAUUAAUGUAGGUGACAGAAGCCCUGAAAGUUUGCCCUGCCUCUUAAUAUUACUAAUGUAGGUGACAGAAGCCCUGAAAGUUUGUCCCGCCUUCAGAGAAAACAUCACUGGGUGUAUCAUUUCAUGCAUAGUGAAAAGGGGGGGUGGGGGGGGGGGGUUGAAAAGAUCUUUCUAUAAAUAUUUAAGAAGGGGAGUGUGUUAAAAAAAUCUUUGAAAUUCUACGAAUAUUUAAGAAGGGGUGUGUGAAAAGUUAGAUAUGUAUGAAGCUAAGGACUAGCAUAUAAUUGUAUGAAUGUUGAGGGGUGUUAAUUGGCCCUUUUGAUGGCAUUGUUUGUGACAUGUGAAGACAUUGUGUGUGACAUGUGAAGACAUUGUUUGUGACAUGUGAAGACAUUGUCUGUGACAUGUGAAGACAUUGUUUGUGACAUGUGAAGACACUGUGUGUGACAUGUGAAGACAUUGUUUGUGCAAGACUCUUUCUUUGUAAAACUCUGAUAUAUAAUGAUGUAUUGUUUGUGAUGCAGAUUAAGUAUACCGGUAACUUUAUUCAUAAAAGCAUAAUGAUUUUUCAAAUAUGCAUUUUUUUAUUUUUUUUUUUUUUAUCCCCUUGCAAUUCAUUGAGGGAUGUAGUGAGAGGACCGAUAUGUGUGUGUGCAUGUUUGUGCGUGUUGUCUGCAUUCUACAGGCCACAGUUCCUGCUUCACGCACAGCAUUAUUAUCAAGAGAGGAAGAAACGUAUCGAUAUUGGAAUCCAGAGGUCAAGGUCACUACAGGACGUCAGAGUAAAAGACAACAUUGAGAGAGAAUUUUUCAUCAGAAAAGUUUUAGCAGAACUCUUAUUUUUAUUAUUUGACAUUCAAGUGUAGUAGAUCCAAAGGAGAAGGGGGUGGAGCCCCCCCCCCCCCCCCUCAGAUUGAUGAAAUAUACAUAUUUCUCAUUAUUUUGAUUCAUUUUUUAAUCUAAGAUACUAAACGUUAGGCGUUUAGUAUCGCUAGUAUCGGAUGAAAAAUCCAAACCCUAGAUUAUGCUAAAUAUGUUGAUUGUAGGUCCCUCAAAAUGAAACGAGAUUCAAGAAAAUCCCCGCGUUUACUCUUGUUAACAUAAGAAAUUAGUUUUUAAGACUUUAAAUUGUCACAGAUUUUUUUAUUUCUUGUCUGGAGUGAGGUUUGAGGGGAGUAUGUUAUCUGAUUUUUUUUAGAAUCAGAAUUUAUUAGGAAGUGAAAAAAAAUGCUAUAUUUAGCAUUGUAAUAACCAUAAACUAUUUAUAGUAUGUAUCCCAGAAGUACGUGUCCAUGUGGUACAAUAUGAACUACUAUAUACAAAUAUAUCCGAUCUUUAAAACACGCUUGUAAUGAACAUGCUUAAAAUGAAUUCAUGCUUAUUGCGGUGUCAUUGAAUUCACGCUAAAUGUUUUUUUGUUUUUUUUUGCUCUACAACCGUGUUAUACUGUAUAAUGAAGUUUGGUUAUAAUGAACUGUUUUUUACUGGCCCUGUAGGUUCAGUAUAACCGUGUUUUACUGUAUAAUGAAGUCGGGUUAUAAUGAACUGUUUUUCGCUGGCCCUGGAGGUUCUCUAUAACUGUGUUUUACUGUAUAAUGAAGAUUGUGUAUUAUGAACUGUUUUUCGCUGUUAUGCUGUAUUUCCAUGUUUGAUGCUUUUAAAACCUAAACUAACUCAUUUCCAUUUUUGAUGAUUGUGUAGUGUGUGACAACGAAGGGGAGAGAACUCCAUUGUCAUCCCAAGAAAUUUUAUCUUCACUUGCUUAGUGGUCCAGCUAUUUCGCACACUUGUCAUUAGAUUGUCAAAUUUUCAGAACAACCUGUCCCUUUCUCAGGACAAAUAAAAAGGUUUACAUUUUAAGAUGGCUAAAAACCACUAGCAUUAAAACUACACUAAAUCAACAAACGUAUUUACACUGCAAAUUACAUGUUUAAUCAUUUUUGACUUGAUAAUCAAUGUUUUCUGGGGAAUGGUUUAGGACACGUCCUAUUUGUCCAAUGGGCUAAUCCAAUCAGGACCCCUUGCUUGUCGUAAGAGGCGACUAAAUGGGGCGGUCCUUCGGAUGAGACCGCAAAAACUGAGGUCCCGUGUCACAGCAGGUGUGGCACGAUAAAGACCCCUCCCUGCUCAAUGGCCAUAAGCGCCGAGCGUAGGCCAAAAUUUUGCAGCCCUUCACCGGCAACAGUGACGUCUCCAUAUGAAUGAAAUAUUUUCGAAACGGACGUUAAACAAUAAUCAACCAAUCCAUAACCCGGUAUUGUUGGAGGAUUAUACAUACUAACUGUAAAUCAUGUUGAAGGUAGAAUUAACAGUGUUAAGUUAGGUGUUCCUUCCCUCCAUUUUGUAGGGCUGAAACGACACGCCCCCUUCACGAUACGAUGCAUAUUGCGAUACUUAUGCCACGAUUCAAUAUUUUCAAUACGAUACAAUUUACAGAAGAAAUCAAUGAUAACAUUGAAGAAAAAAUAAUUACCAAGAUUCAAAAUUAAAGAUUUAAAAGCAAAAUGUUUACACAGUCAUGUGGCAAGAUGCGUGUUGGCUAUGUGGUUUAUACUGAUCAAGUUCAUAAUUAUUUUCAUCAACCUUAAGGAAAACAAUAAGUACUGAGGCUGAGCAUGAUGUAUAUUACUAAAUCUGUUAGUAAUAAAUUUAUCGAACUGAAAAUUGAGGCAAUGAAUCGAAUAUUGAAUCGAGCAUUUAUAUUGAACUGAAUCGAUAUUUCGGUGAAUGUGUCAGCCCAACCAUUUAGUGAAAUGCAAUAAAAAAACAAAACAGAUGAACAAGAAAGAAGGGAAAAAAAGAAAUUCUGAAAGCAUCAUUCCAAACUGUGAAUCUGUGAAUGUUAAAUGUAUGAUUUAGAGUACAUGAAGUUUGAGGGGGAAGGGGGGGAAGCUUGCAUGCCGUACAGUCAUGAUAACACAACAUUAUAAUCUUAAAAUAACCAGAAUCGUAUAAAGUGCUGUUGAUAAAAUGACCGGAAUCGUAUAAAGUCCUGAUAAUAAAAUAAAUGGAAUCGUAUAAAGUCCUGAUAGUGAAAUAACCGGAAUCGUAUAAAGUCCUUAAAAUAACCAGAAUCGUGUAAAGUGCUGUUGAUAAAAUGACCGAAAUCGUAUAAAGUCCUGAUAAUAAAAUAAAUGGAAUCGUAUAAAGUCCUGAUAGUGAAAUAACCGGAAUCGUAUAAAGUCCUUAUAAUAACCGGAAUCAUAUAAAGUGCUUAAAAUAACCGGAAUCAUAUAAAGUGCUAUUUAUGAAAUUGUACACCAAAAUGUGUGUGUAGAUUCCCAACCAAACUAUACAUGCAUGGCAGCUUUAAAGAGCCUGUAUUUAAAAUGUUAGGAUUGAUAGUAUUUUUGUUCAAAAUGUGUAGAAUAGCCGUUAGGUCAAUAUGUAGAAUAGCCAUUAGGUCAUUAUGUAGAAUAGCCGUUAGGUCAUUAUGUAGAAUAGCCAUUAGGUCAUUAAUGUAGAAUAGCUAUUACAAUAUUAUUUGGCAUUUGUUACUCAGAAUUCUGGAAUUUGUUUCACAGGGAGUCUGAACGACUCGAGACCAGAAAUACAUGUAUCAUUUACCUGUACAAACUACAGACUUCAUCAAUAACUUGUACACCAAACUACAGACUUCAUCAAUAACUUGUACAUCAAACUACAGACUUCAUCAAUAACUUGUGCAUCAAACUACAGAUUUCAUCAAUAACUUGUACAUCAAACUACUGACUUCAUCAAUAACUGGUACAUCAAACUACAGACUUCAUCAAUAACUUGUACAUCAAACUACAGACUUCAUCAAUAACUUGUACACAACCACAAUCUAUUUUACAAUUCUACUUCAAAUUCGAACCCAGAAAAGUCAAAUUGUUGAUUUUAUUAAAUCUGGGCAAGAUUUUUUUUUUUUUCUUCAUAAAUUUGGAGGGAUAGAUUUUUGUGUAUUGCAACAAAGUGUGUGGUGAUGUGACCGAAUGCAGAAAAUGUGUAACCACUAAACAUCACAGACUAUGAUAAUGAAUAAACCAAGCAUCAGAAAUUAAACGUGUUUAAAGGAAGAAUAUUUCCACAAGUAAACCGUGAAAUUGUGGCAAUUCGAAUUCCACCACGACUCUUGUAGUGAUUAGAUGACACACAAAGUGCUCAAUAUUAAAAUUUUUGCUCAACCAUGUAUAAUGUUAUUCAUAUCGAGGAAAACGAAAAACUUUAUGGCGGCCGGGACAAAAUCGUCAACUUUUCCCAUUCUUUUGUUCAUGAUGACAGUUUAAUGAAAUAAUGUGAGUGAUUGCGGGUAUAGUUAUGCUGUAGACAUCGCCAGGUUCAGUUUUAUAAAUAUGCCUGGUUGUGAACAGGUGAUCUACAGCACAGCUGUGUUUUGGUACAUUUAAUUUUAACAAAACUUGCAUAAUCGAUGAUGAAAAUUUUUAAUUGCUGUCUCUGUAAUGGCCAUAUUUUAAUGUUUGCAUAAUGUGUCACAUUAAUUCUGUUGAUAUUAAAUAUAUUGUAUUCAGAC
Messenger RNA from Ostrea edulis (European flat oyster), 6614 nucleotides. RefSeq names its product cysteine dioxygenase type 1-like. Gene Ontology annotation, biological process: L-cysteine catabolic process. Bases 310 to 972 code for a protein of 220 amino acids. The record is from RefSeq and is a predicted model, not a curated record. NCBI's taxonomy places the organism in Eukaryota, Metazoa, Mollusca, Bivalvia, Ostreida, Ostreidae. Gene Ontology annotation, molecular function: cysteine dioxygenase activity; ferrous iron binding. The transcript has 4 exons.